AUGGAUUUAGAGCCUUAUCUCAAAACGGUUUCUUCAUCUCUUUCAGGUAAGUAUGAUCAAAACGGAGACAGUUUAAAGAACAUUACACAGUCCUGUCUCCUUCGAAUCGUCAGGCAAUUACAGGUUUUGCAGAACAUUAAUAAAUAAUGACGAAUCGUUUCAGUUUAUAAUGUAGUCAUGAUGACGUUUAUACUCACCCACCCACGUUUGUAAAUAAGUGUGAUUUGAAUUGGCUAAAUGUGUAUCCACACAGGAUGUUUACAGAGUUCUAUUAAUUCAAAAUUGCAAAAAACUUCCUUGUUCUGCAGAUAUCAAUGGCGUUCUUUUAUAAACUUACGCAUGCAACAAAAACUAAAGCAAUCACGUGCAUGUCGGUUAAACAUUCAUUUCCGAAUGCAAAUGUGGUAAACCACGGCAGGUGUCGGUUGGUAUGAAGGUUAAGGAGAGCAUUGUCUGACGUCAAGUCCAAAUUAAGUGUUUUUCUUUUGCAUGGCCUGUAGUUACGACGACUGAGUCAAGAAACUGGUCUUUAUCUUUUACAGUUUGGAUCGAUUUUCGAAAAGGACUUGCCUUCAAAUAUCAAAGUUAUCACCGAGUGUAAGUUAUAAAUAGAACUAUGGCUAUAAAAAAUUGUAGUUAUACAUAAAGCAAACUAAACAACAGUGUCAGUGAGUAAUAUACGUCUGUACAUGCAAGAAGAAUAAAGAAAUUGGAAUGUUUUUGAGACAUGAUUAAAACACUUAGAGAAAGUGUAUAUAUAAGCAAAAUAACAGCGAGCUAUGAUUCACUCACUAAAUGUCUUUAAAGGCAUAUACUGAUUAAGUAUACCGCAGUAAGGUCGAAAGAAGUGCGCAGCAUGAGUAACUUUAAAUUUAUCAAAGAACAUCGUCUCUUUCACGUAUAUACAGCUCAUACAGUUAUAUUUAUUUAUACUUAUAAUUUGCUAUACCGCCUAAUUCAAGGCAACGAAAACAACAUAUGUGUAAUAUACAGUAUUAAUAUCUAUAUUCCAUGAUGAAAAAAUUACUUGAGCCGAAAAACUAAAAAAUAUAAAUAGUAUCGUUUUUCAGCUAGCAGACUUCGUUAUUUUUAAAGGUAACAAUACGAAAGUUAAGGCGUACGUGCGCACAACAACUCGCCAUAGUAACCAAAAUUUAUUAUUACUUUAUCUUAAUAUGGCCACCUAUUGUUUUCAAUAUUUACUGAUUUGUAUUUGUGCUAUAUUUGGAAAUAUAGUAUUCAAAGAAUUGGUUUUCCAUCGUCCAUAUACUAGAUAUGGGCCAGCGAAAUUAACGUCAGCGUUUUUGUAUAAUUUCGUUUAAAUUUCCGCUCUAAAUUAAUGUUCUGCGUUGAUACCUUCAGAUAUUAUAUUACGGUAGUUGUAUCUUCUCAACCAUGAUGUUAUUGAAAUUAUCAUCUAUAUAUAUUCAUACCAACAGAUCAUCAAAGAAAAAUGCAAGUAAUAUUGGUCUUCGCUCUCACCACCCUACAGUUCCUGGUAAAUAUUGUGCUGUCUGCAAACGCCGAAACCUAUGCUAUUCCCCUAUCCUUAAACUCAGUCAUACAAAGUCCAAUAGAACUGAGUGGGACGUCCAACGUUUUAUACAACCAAGAUCCUGAUUUUUACUCUUAUGUGACCCUUACAGAUGUUUCACACGACACUGGUCAAGAUUUAAAAGAAAUAGUUACAAAAAAAUUAAGUGUUGUCCUUUAUACAGUAGUGUCUUCGUAUAUAGGCGGAACACUUAAAAAAAUCCAUCUCCAGUAUCUCAGUGGGAGUAAAUGGUCCUACAGUAUCCCUGUCGAAGAAUUAAUCGCCGCUUCUGAGGGAAGUAUCACAAAGCUCAAUCAAGAAAUGGAAUUAUACGUAUUUCAGGAACUUGGAAUGAAAUUCUUAGAAAAACGGUACAAUUUUAAUAUGAGUGACAUUCAAAAUCAACUUGGCCUUAGCUUGAUGGAAUUUUUCGGCGCAAGUGAAGAGCAAUGGAUCAAGAUAGUGGGUUUUAUAACUGAAGAAAUGAUAAGUAGAAGAAGUAUAGAGUUGGACUUGACUCCAUGUUACCUGGCUGAACUUCUCAAUAAAACUGAAAAAAACAUUGCAGCGUUUACACUCAACCAAGUUGACGAACACAUCUAUAACAUCAGCUCACUCCAGAAAAAACUACCAGAGUUUAAAGAAACCGUUUUAGCAACAACAUUUAAUGUCACACCUGCAGACCUUGCCAAUGUAAGCGGAUUGAAUAUCACAACGACAAAUUCUAUGGGACUACAAGAUCAGAUCCAACUACUUACUAACAGCAUAUUGGAGCGAUUCCAUCUUUCCAUCGACGAAAUUGCCACAAAGUACAAAAGAUCAACUGAUGAUAUCCUAACUCCUUGUCCAGAUGAAUGGAGAUCGCUUCAAACCUUGGUCGUCCAAGAAGCUUUUGAAAAGCAGGCAACAAAUAUGUCACUCGCCAACAAAACACUAGCGUCGCUAAUUCAAAUUCCGUAUCCUAACAUAAGCAAGCUCUCGUUGGACCAACUGGAACACCUGAUCGACACGAAGAUAAGAGAGAUAAAAGAGAAGAAAAAUAUAAUCGAACAGAAAAAAGAUAUGUUGAUGAACACUGGCAGCCAGUCUGAUGUCGUGAAUCUAGAAGAAAAUGCCUUCUCGAUUAUUGAAGCCGUUACAAAUUUCUCCAAAAGCGAAUUGUCCUUAAUUUAUGGCUGGGACGAUUCCCAUUACGUCUUUGCUGAAAUGUUCUCAGUUGCCGACCUUGUUCAUUCGUGCUCAUCUAAACUCCACAAUUACACGUUGUUCGAAUUAGCCAAGAUUAAUGCCGGUGAAGAAAGUGGCAUGUGCAACACAUUCUCUGCACUACGAAAAAUUUGGGAAAAAGCAACAGUACAUGAGAUAGAACACAGAUUCGGAAACCAACUCAGUAAUUCAACCAUAGAGAACAUGCUUGUCUCUCUUACAGGAGGAAAUCUAAUUUUCAUUGACCGUAUACUCAAUUUAAGUGCAGAUGCUCGAGCACUCUGUUCAAACGUCACCUUAGACCAUAUUUCCAUGGCAACGUCUCAUCCCACAAUGCAUCUCAAACAGAUGUCAUUCCAAUAUAUCAUUGAUCUUGCUGAAGAACUAAAGGCAAAUGGAACACUUUUUCAGAACGCAAAAAUGGUAAGUUAAGACAUACCUUAAUUCACCGGCCUAAUUCAUGCAUAUGUUAAUCGACACUGCUGUAAAAGUACAAAAAUACUCACGAAACGACAUCCUGAUCUUGACGUUGAAAUAUAGUUUUCAUUGUCAAAAUCGACUGUGCCGUGUCUAUUACGCAAGGAAAUUCAGUUUGAUACUAUUACUUGGUUAGUUGGUAAAAUGAUUGAUAGUUGCUAUAGAAAAGAAGGUUAGUUAAAGUUGACUAGUUGAUUUUAGUUAGAUGGUUAAAGACGUGCAGAAAUAGACAAGCUAAAACAGCGGGCUAAAUUUUAACCCAGGGUUAGCGCUAACCCUCCUUUGAAUAACCGGCCCCAGGAUAAGAUGGCUAAUAAGUUAGUAGGUUGGUCGAAUUGGCUAACUCAUGCAUGGGCGUUCACUGCGGGGAUAGGUUUAGGGUGAAUGCAGGGUUUUAUUAAGAGAUUACGACACCGGAUACCAACUUUAUCAAAAGCGACGUAAUCAAACCCUGGUCAGAGACACUAGUGAGUUCCAUCUGUAGUUCGUGCAUAUAUAUUUUACUUUUCACAACUCAUGGAUUUAUUGGAUUGCUCAUAGAUUAUUUGAGGGCCAUCUGUUAGAUAACUGCAAAAUAUGUCAACCUCCUCAAAUAAAGGCAUAAAGCAUAAAUGAAUAUUGUUUAUACUGUAGUUGACUUUUCUUUAUCUUCACUUUACAGACAACUCCAAUCAGUCCAGUGACAUCAAGGAUUGUAUAUUCAAUGCAUAUUUCUAUCAAACCGACAGUUACCAUCAAUACAAAAUCCUUAAUAGCGACCAGGAAUAAAACACACACUGUUUUACCACAAUAUUCAUCCACAAAAGGUAUAAUAUUUAAAAUUAUACGUGUUUCUUCUCUAUAUUGCCACAAUAUUUACUGCAUGUAGAAGUUAUUGAAAUGUAAUUAUAUACAGGACGGUAAUGGCAAAAACUCCAUCGUUGCACUAUAGUUUUUUCCGUCUAAACUGAUUGAUUCGUGCAAGGUGGAUAUGAUAGCAUCAAGCAUUGCUCCCUCUUGCAUUUUCCACUCCUGCUAAUAACAAAGAUUUUCAAAAUUGGGUUCCGCCAAUUAUCAUGCCUGGUAUUGCCUAUUCCCUCGUCCAGAAUUAAAGUUAAAUAACACAACUACUUUAUUCAUACCGCACAUAACAAUGUUGCAUAAUUUGUAGUUUCAACAAACAACAAUAAUGCAAAAAGAAUCGCCAACUCCACUGUUACUAUUGGAUUCGUGAAUGCUACGAUUCAACACAAUUCAACAAGAAUGUGUGCAUUAUUUGUUAAUAAAUUUCCUCACAAUUCUCAACGUUACCGUGGAUAACUUAUGAGUCUCUUCACUCUCUUGAAACAUCGACCUUCAGUGAUGUUCACAUCACUUGAUCAGAAGACAAGGCGUAUAUUUGUGCAUUUUAAUUUUCUAUAAAAUCUAACUUUGUCAAAAUUUAAACAGUGGUGUUGGGUGAAAAUCACUCAUUCAUUAUUAGUUUACAUUAGUUGAACUAUUUAGUUUUAAAAACGUUAUGAACCAGUCACUGUAUUAACGGCACAAGCUAAGAAUUUGGUUGUCGUCCUCGAAAUCGUAGAACGUUUUGUUGAACUUGUUUUCUUAAACUUUGUAUACCAUUUUAACAUCUUAUUCUACAACAAAUUACGCUAUUCUAUACAGAAAUAAAACCCGUGUUUACACUAUACCAGCCUAGGGUCUGAUCUUGAUUGACUGACUGACUUAUUCAAUCAACCAACCACCGUAACCCAAACCAGGCCAGUAAAAAUAGCAACGUCCUGUAGCACAGCAGCAGAUUUCUCAUGUAUACUAUUUUAUUCCCAUUGUAUUCAUAAUAUCAUGUUCAAACCCCCUUACAAUGUUACGUAACACCUUGUGAAUCUAAUACACCAUGCAGAUACGAUUAUAUGGGGAUAUAUAACUAUAUGCCUUUUAUUGCAAUGGGUAUCAAAUGCAGCACUGUUUUUUGACAAGGAUUGUAGACUUCCAGUGAAAACACAGCUAUUGGUUAUGUGUACUGCUAUAUAUAGCCUACCACUAUACUGUCACCAAUAUGGCCCCACGACUAUUAUUAAUACCAUUAUAUUACCGUUAACAAUAUCCCCACAGGUGACCGCGAAGCCUACUGUGGUCAGAUAAUUUUAAUAUAUACCAUUUAUAUCAACUGACUUUUUUUUUUUAUUCAGCGAAAAACGCCCCCUGCUUCACGGUCCCUGCCCACGGUCAUGAACCAUGAAAAUUAUCCACUCAAGCAAAGGAGUAAAACAAGCACAGCAUUUUCCUUGCAAAGUGGUUUUGGGCCAGCUGCAAAGGCAGUGAUUUAUUUGCCACAGUUCGUAACCCAUCACAAAAACUAUAAAACCAGAACAACAACAUACAAACUAAAAUUUUGUUGACAUCUUUAUUCAAUUAGACAUAAUGACGACAACAAGAAUAGUGAAUUCAACUUCAGGACCUACUUCUAGUUCUGGAUCUACUUCAAGUUUUAGACCUACUUCUAGUUCUGGACCCACUUCAAGUUCUGGACCUAUUUCUAGUUCUGGACCUAUUUCUAGUUCUGGACCUACUUCAAGUUUUGGACCUACUUCUAGUUCUGGACCUACUUCUAGUUCUGGACCCACUUCAAGUUCUGGACCCACUCCAAGUUCUGGAACUACUUCUAGUUCUGGACCUACUUCUAGUUCUGGACCUACUUCAAGUUCUGGACCUACUUCUAGUUCUGGACCUACUUCAAGUUCUGGACCUACUUCUAGUUCUGGACCUACUUCUAGUUCUGGACCUACUUCAAGUUCUGGAACUACUUCUAGUUCUGGACCUACUUCAAGUUCUGGACCUACUUCAAGUUCUGGACCUAGUUUCGCACCUGUGAAUUCAGCACACAAACCAUUCAUUAAAGGUACGUUAAAUGAAUUUUAAUUCCAUGUAUUAUCUUAAUAACUUAAAAUGAAUUUUUGCUGUGUUGGUGUAUAUAAUGUACUCAGGUGAAUAAGAUGCUUGUGAAGUUACUCUGAGUGUAUAUCCACACCGGGCAGGCUUGCAAAAUAUGGCUGGCCACGGUGGGAAUCGAACCUACAACCUUUGUAACAUCACUUGUAAGCAUCUUAUUCACCUGAGUACAUUACACCAACACAGCAAAUAUCAUGAUUAUUAGAUUACACUGAUAUCGAAGGAACUAGACUCAAGCCCCGUCUACCUAAAUAGGUAGUCCAAGAACCAAAAAAGUGGUACGGGUACCAAUUUUAUCGGUGCCGUACCAAAAAUUGAGCGUUGUGUGAACGGGGCUUCAGUUCCGAAAUAUUACAUACUCGAACCGACCUGACCGCGUAGCUCAGUUGGCACAGCAUUGGGCUAGUAUUCAAAAGGUCGCAGGUUCGAUUCCCACCGUGGCCAGGCAUAAGCCUGCCCCGGUGUGGAUAUACACUCAGAGUAACAUCACAAGCAUCUUAAAAUGAAUUAUUAUACAUGUAUAAAGUUUUAAUUUCGAACACUGCGACAGUGACAUGUGAGUCGGCAAUUUGCUUUCCAUGUUUAUUUGAAAUAUUAUUAGAAAUUUAUCAGAAAUAUUGCCUUUUAGCACGUCGGAUAAUUACCAAUUAUUCUUUUUUAAACAAGUGAUAAAACAGCCAAGAUUGUAUAACAAUAAAACUUUUCCUUUUCUAUAGGAUCUAUUUUAAUGCUGAUUUUAUUCUCAUCAAUGUAUCUGGCAUUAGUAUGAAUUUGAAGAAUAUUCAAGAUGCAAAUCAUUCUUAUAGUUUAUGUUAGAAAGCUAUAGUUAUCAUCUCGUUAGUAAAAUAAACAGAAUUACUUGAAACACGAAAGAUAUCUUGCAUGCUUUUGAGGGCUGGAAACCUCACAUGAGCAAAAAAGUCGAGUGAGUAAAAAAAAUCGAGUGAAAUACCGUAGUGUGAAUUGACCCUUUCCUGAAAUGAAUACUUCUGGACGUAUAGAUAAAUUGCUGUAAAGACGCUAUUAAUUCAUAGGACGAGUUAAAUAGUCUAUUUGACAGUCAUUAAUAUUAUUUACAGUCUUAGCUAACUAUUAUACUCAUUUUCACUCCGCUGCCUACCCCACCCAUUUCAAUGCAUCAUUUUUUUAAUUUUGCGACAGUUUCUUGUGGGGCCAAUAAUGAACAGGCAGCACUAUACGGAUAUUUGGCCUAUGAAAUUACGGUAAAUAUCAACAGUUUUUGGCAAAGGUUAUUGACGCUAUUAUGCCCGCCGUGGUAUUAUUGUUUUAAUAUACUAUCAUUAUAUAAUGUAUGCAUGUCUAUAUAACUGUAAUUUUAACGAAUGCCACAAAUUGCCAUGUUUAUACAUGGAACUCGAUUCUGGAAAACUGGAAAGUCUGCAAUCUUGGCAAAAAUACUGUUGAAAGUAAAAUCUAAACUAAAAAAUAAAUCAUCAAAAAACAUUUAUUUGCACAUUGCAUUAGCCAUUUUACUGUCAUCAAAAUUGACUAAAGGAUGAACCGAGGAGGUGCAUGAUGUGCACGAGAGAAGAAGCUCAAAAGAUGUUUGUGCACGCGCUGUCGCACAAAGUUUUGCCACGAUUGCAGCAUCAUAUUGACAGUAUAUGGAAAAUUAACCGGUACAGAGUAAAAUAUCGUAAUGCUAAUUUUUGACAAAGACUUUUUGGCAUGAAUGCUAAAUACAAUUCUAUUAAAGGAUAAUGCACCUAUCAAAGUUAAGCCACAGGGUGGGAGGUCGGGCAUAUGUGGCGCAUUUGAUUUGUUAUGCAAUUUUGUGGUCAAAUUCCCUAUACCAUGCAUGGGGAAGCAAAUAUCAGUCAAAUGUGAUCAAAUGCCCUACUGUUGGGCACACAUAUUUGUGGUGAAAGUCUUGAAAGUCGUUUGUCCCAGUCCUCAAUACGUGCUCUUCCUCAGGAUGCAAGAUGGCGCUCAAAUAUCCCCACCCUCAGGAGAUGGUGUCGAUCAAAUUUCCGAGGGUGGGGAAACAAAAAUCGAUCAAAUGCCCCACAUAUGCCCGACCUCUCCCUCUGGGGCUUAAUAUUGAUAAGUGCAUAAAUAAUGUGAAAUAAUUAUUUUUUAAUUAAUUAUUGUUUAAAUUAACCUUUAAAUUCAUAUUAUCUGGCACUGGACUAUGUUUCAUAACUCUUCAAACACUCAUUAAUAAUUCAUAAGCUUAUUGGCAAAUCUAUGAGGCGCCAAAUAUGACAAAAUAGAUCGUAGUUGUGUGAUAUAUAUUACUGCAAAUAUAUACAGUAUAACUCCUGAUGAAUAGGUUACUCUUCCAAAUAUAUAAAUAUUGAAAGC
Paramuricea clavata is the source of this 8470-nucleotide messenger RNA. NCBI's taxonomy places the organism in Eukaryota, Metazoa, Cnidaria, Anthozoa, Malacalcyonacea, Plexauridae. The record is from the annotation of a GenBank genome assembly.